UGUUAAGAUCACACUAAACAGAAUGGAUACAGAGAAGAAGAACGUGAUUCUCAGAGAAGGAUUCCUGGUGAAAAGGGGUCAUCUUGUGCACAACUGGAAGGCACGCUGGUUUGUGAUGAUGCCAGACAAGUUGUUGUAUUACAAGUACGAAGGAAGCAGGAAGGACUCAUGUCAGAGAGGGAAAAUCCUUCUGAAGGACUGUGAGAUAACCUGUCCUUAUCUGGAGCAUGAAAAUCGACCGUUGGUGUUCAAGCUGCGGACAAAGAAUGGGGUGGAUCAUUUUUUGGAGGCUUGUUCCCGGGAGGAGAGAGACGACUGGGCAGAUGACAUCACUGCUGCGAUCGAAAAGCUGGGUGAAGAUGGGAAGGUGACAAACCAGGAAGACCCUGCUGGAUCCCAGUUAACCAACGUUGAUCUGAGCAAGGUGUUGGACUCCAUGUAUGACGUCCACAGUGGUAUCAAGAUGAGCACCCAUGUGGAGCAGGGCAGCACUUACAGCAACUGUUUCUCAGGUUCAGCGGUGGUGGACUGGAUGGUGUUCAUGCAGAUGACUCUGACCCGUGUGGAGGCCAUGACGUUGGCCUCAGCCCUACUGGAGGAGGGUUUCCUGCGGACGGUCGGUCUGAAAAGUGUGGAGGCUCUCCGCACCGCCGGCCUCGGUGAGCAGUUCAUGGACGACUCCACUGCACUCUACGGCUUUUCUGACAACUUAAAGAAGAGAGGCAGUGUGAAGGCAGAGACGUCGCUGUCUGCAGUGGAGCUCAGUGGGAAAGUGAUCAAGCGAGGAUAUCUGCUUAAACAGGGACACAGAAGGAAGAACUGGAAGGUGCGACUGUUUGUGCUGCGUUCAGAGCCUGCUUACCUUCACUAUUAUGACCCCACCAAGGAUGACAUCAGCCCCGCUGGCGGCUUCUCCCUGCGAGGCUGUCUGGUGUCUUCUCUGGGCGAUAACGGAGUUCCCUCAGGUGUGAAAGGCAACGUUCAAGGCAACCUGUUUAAAAUCAUCACCCAGUCAGACACACAUUACUUCAUCCAGGCUCCGACCCACCAGGACAAGAUGGCGUGGAUAGAUGCGAUCAGAGAGCAGACAUAGAGCAGCGAGUUCAAACAUCACUUCCUAAAAUGUCCACGGGUUCAUUGAUCAAGAAGAAAGAUUUACACAUUCCAUGAAUGUUUACUGUAGCAACAAACUGGGAUCAUGCAGUUUAAGUGAAAGUGUUAGUGGUUACAAAACAUUUCUGUUCAUUUGUCUCUAACGUGCCAGUGCUCUCUGCUUCAUUAUUCUGUGUUUUAAAGUUUGUACAAGGAAGAUUUGAAGGGUUUUAAAAGCCCAACAGU
This is a messenger RNA of Epinephelus lanceolatus (giant grouper), 1338 nucleotides long. It is a transcript of the gene plek2, whose product is annotated as pleckstrin 2. Gene Ontology annotation, cellular component: plasma membrane. The record is from RefSeq and is a predicted model, not a curated record. Gene Ontology annotation, biological process: actin cytoskeleton organization; intracellular signal transduction. Lineage: Eukaryota; Metazoa; Chordata; Actinopteri; Perciformes; Serranidae.